GCUGGCGCACCUCCAAUGCAGCCGCCGUGCUGAACAAGGACCUGAUCCGGCUGCUCGAGCGCGAACUGCGCAAGCACGUGCCGCGCCCGAAUCUCAUCUACGUCAAGGGCCAUGCUGGGCAUGUGGGCAAUGAAGCGGCGGAUCGCGUGUCCAGACUGGCUGUGGAAGGAGCGCGCAUGCCGGCCCUGCCGCGCAGCGAGUGGACCGACUUCGAGCCGCCGGACUCUGGCUGCUCCGACGAAGACGAGGCAGUCGCCGCACGAAGCAGCGGGAGCAAGCUAGAGGCACCCAGCUCGCACGCUGCAGCGAGCUCGGCAGCGACGCCUUCGCCGAUCCCGCGCAAGCGGCAGAGACUGGCACUGCAGGAAGACCUCUUUCGCUUUGACGAUGAGAACGACGAGCAUGCCGUGCGCAUCUUGGCGGCGGGCGAGGAGGGCGCCGCGGAGCUCGAGGAUGUGAGUGUAAAGCAGACCCGUCACGCGCGAGCGGUGUUGACAUCCUGUCUCAGCUCGACAGCGGCUUCUUCGCCAGUGCCGAGGAGCUCGCGGCGCUCGAGCGCGGCGACGAAUAGAGAGCGGUACCUUCAUCCUCUCGCUGAUGUCUCUUAUGGAUCCUCUAAUCAUCAGGCCGUUCUCGUGAAUAGCGUGCAGUGCCAUGCGGCAGCGUUCUAGAAAUACAGGGGAGGAACACACGUCUCGCAUCAAUGGGGCGCCAUGCUGUCGCCCGACGCCAGCACGCCAAAGCCGGCCGCAAUCGUGACGCAGCCGAGCAAGCUGAUCCAGCGGAACUCGUGUCCGAGCGCCAGGUCCGCAAAGAAGACUGCUGCAGCGUAAGCGUGCGGUCUUUGGAGGCGCUGGUCGCGCUCACCUAGCACAGUCGUCAGCAAGCACGAGACACUU
This is a messenger RNA of Tilletiopsis washingtonensis, 899 nucleotides long. RefSeq lists its product as hypothetical. The coding region runs from base 177 to 671 and encodes 164 amino acids. The record is from RefSeq and is a predicted model, not a curated record. Lineage: Eukaryota; Fungi; Basidiomycota; Exobasidiomycetes; Entylomatales. The transcript has 2 exons.